Messenger RNA from Xenopus laevis (African clawed frog), 3068 nucleotides. RefSeq lists its product as uncharacterized. The coding region runs from base 155 to 2527 and encodes 790 amino acids. Lineage: Eukaryota; Metazoa; Chordata; Amphibia; Anura; Pipidae. The transcript is spliced from 3 exons. The record is from RefSeq and is a predicted model, not a curated record.
UGCAUAAACGUGUGCUCGUAUUUGUCUCUACCUCAUUUCCUCUUACAACCAAGUGAUGGUGGCCAGGGUGAAAGACUUGAAAGAUUAUUGCACGUAUCCCUUUAAGUACUAAAGUCCACCCCUGGGGUUCGGCAUUCACACAAGCCCCCUCGGCAUGGAUACAUGCUGUGACACAUCAGCCAAUGGAUGGACAGAAGUAUGUCUUUUACCUCCAUUACCCUUGCAGGUACCAACCAUGACAAAAUGCAUAGUAAAGGGUUGUCGGAACUCAAGUCGGAAAAACAAACGUGACCUUGGAGUCACUUUGCAUGGGUUUCCUUGUUCUAUUAAGAGGAUAAAGUUAUGGCUUCAGCAAAUUGGACAAGAUUGUGGUAACCUUGAUUCCUAUGCGCAGAAAAUUCUUGAUACAAGAAAGAGGAAUAUUUUUCGAAUCUGUUCUGCUCAUUUUGAACCUGAAAGUUAUAUCUGUCAAGGUAUGAAAUUGGUUCUUAGAGCAGAUGCAAUUCCAACUAUUUUCCCGGCGAGCAACUGCAGGGCAGUCAGUAAAGGUAACAUUGUUUUCCCACUUUCCAAGAAAUUUAAACGUAAGGCUGAUACUGUACAAACAUCUCAUAAAAAUAUGAACCAGUCUGGAACAAAUCAAACUAAUGAAGAAGAAGAAGAAGCUAUAACGUAUGCCAUCCGUGAUUAUAUGUUGAAGAAUACAUGGAAGCUGACAUCUAAAAAAAUGGUGGAUGCCUCUACUUCCACAGAUCCUGAAUACUUCACUACAAAUCAAGGUGUACAGUGUUCUGAAGAUGAAUUUAGUUGUGCUAGACAACCACAGAAGAUAAUGCAAAGCUCUUUUACCACUAAUGUCUGUAUUCCAAUAUUACCUAAAGAAGAACCAAGAUGGGAUCCAGCAUACAAGGAGGGACCUACUAACAUUGAUGGCACUGUCUUUCUGCCACUGAAUAAGGUUCACCAUCAAGUAGAUGAUUGUUUGAAUUGUGCAAAGUCACAAUGCACAUCUUCCACGACAAAUAUAACAUUAACUGCACCAAAAGUAAUAAAGCUUGAGUCUGAUUCAGAAAGUUCACCUAUAACUAAAACAAAGAGCUUCAUUAAGAGAGAUGUUUCAGAGGCUGCGAUGGCACAUGAAAGAAAGUUUAUUGUUUUUGAAUCUUGCUUAGAUGAUCUUUUCCUAAAACUAAGCUGUGGUUCUGGAAAUGGCUGUCGCGCACAUAUAACUGAACUUGAGAAAUAUGUUGAUGGCACUUUUUUGUCAGUCUUUGGGCACUGCCAUAAUGGACACCGAUUCCACCUAUGGCAUAGCCAACCUGUAAAUGGACAAGUUGCUGUUGGAAAUCUUCUAAUGGCAGCUGCUUUGCUCUUUAGUGGCUCUAACUUUCCUAAGGUAAAAGAGAUGAAUAAAUUGUUAGGCCUUCAACAGAUAAGUGCAGAGACCUACUAUGACUACCAGCAAAGCUAUUUGUUUCCAACAGUUGAUGUACACUGGCAGCAAGAAAGACAACGUCUUAAGGAUGCUUAUAUUAGCAGCCCUUUGUCCCUUGCUGGGGACUGCCAGAAAAAUAUUCCAGGUCACUCCACAGAGUACUGCAACUACACUCUUAUUGACGUUGCCACUAAAAGAAUUCUGGAUUUUCAAAUUGAACAGACAUCUGAGAGAACUCCUUCCGUUGCUGCAGAGAAGUUGGCUUUCAAGACCUGUUUAAACAGAAUAUUAGAAGAACAGUUUGAUGUCAAAGCUGUUGCUACUGACUGUGACCCUAGGAUAAAAAAAAUUAUGAGAAAAAAAUAUGGCUACCUUAAGCAUGAAUAUGAUGUAUGGCUGUAUGCUCGUAUUCUGAAACAACACCUGAAAUAUCUAAGCAAGAGAAGAGCAUGUCCUGAACUUGAAAAGUGGAUUCCUGCCAUUACAAGCCAUUUAUGGUGGGCCGCCAAAACCAGCCAUGGAAAUACAGAUUUGCUGCGUGAGAGGUGGCAGUCUUUACUCCUACACAUUGUAAAUCAACAUACAUGGAAGGGCUCGAUAUUCUGCUCAGCUUGCACCCAUCGGCCACUAGCAGCCAGGGAACAAACGUCCUGCCCUUGGCUGAAAAAAGGAACUUCAGCACUGUACUCAUUAAGGCAAGUGAUAAUGAAUCCUCGCGUGACUAAUGAUUUGGUUCAUUUAUCACAGUGUUCACAUGCUGAGGAAAUUGAGAUGUAUCACAGAUUUGUUUUUAAAUAUCGCCCAAAGUAUAUGCAUUUGAAAAUGGAUGCCAUAGAAGCAAUGACAAAGCUGGCAGCUUUGGCUUACAAUGCAAAUAUACACAACCAGAAAUUAAGGUGUUUUUCAGCAAUAAAAGGAAAAGGAGUCUUUGGCACAGUGACACAUGUCCGCAAAUGCAGACUUGCCAAACCCGUGUACCACGACGCCUCCAGCGAACAUGUUAUACCUAUGAUGACUGAUGUAAUUAAAAUAUCUACAGGUAAGCUACAGCACAGCUGGUUUUCUCGGGUUACCACUGCCCUUUCACCUUAACCCACAUAGUGCAGUGGCUGAUGAAGGACAUUGGACUUGGACAUGUGCAAAGCCAUGAGCUGCCGCUUAAAAUGUAUUAAUCAUAAACUAGUCUUUUUGUAAUAAAGUGUAGAAAAACACCUGUUUACUUCUAUCCAAAAAAGAGAGAUCCUUAAACCCAUAUGAGUUAAGGACCAUUUACUAAUGUGAAAUGCAUUUUGAUAAAAGGAACUAGUAAGUCAAUAUCAAUAAAGCCCACAUGCUGCUGGUACAUGAAAAUUAUUUUUAAUCACAGCAGGAUUUUCAUUAAGUUUAGUAAAGUCGUUUUAUAUGCCCCCUUAAAUUAUAGGACUUUAACAAUAUUCCUGCCAGUGAUCUGGCUAGAUUAUCUGCUCUUUGGGAAAUCGUUGCUAGGUAGCACAUUAUUCUCAUAGUAACCUUAAAGGACAAGGAAAGUUAAACUAAAGUAGCAGCUAGAAAUUUUGGGCUUCUGUACCAACCCCAGGCAACCACAGUCCUUAAGCAGUAAAGAUGUGUCUCCAAAGAUGCCCCAGUAGCUCCC